AUAGUAGGUAUACGUAUGCUUAAGCAACCAUACACCGAGCUACUUCAAACUAUACUUCUGCAUCCAGGCAAUGAUCCGCGCCCAGCGCGCAGCGGCCGCCGCCUGCCGCUGGCCAGGGUCGUCAGGACCGGCGUCCUGCCGGAGGGCCAGGUCUCCAGCCAGGUCCUCACGCAGCUCGCGUCCUACUACCUGGCCUUCGUGGCUGCUGAUGUCACCUCGCUGCAUGAUACAGUGAACUACAUCCUCUGGAAGCCAUACUGCUGCGAGGAGAAGGGCAAGCUUGACCGCGAGUGCACUCCCAACGAGGUGCCUGUGGACGACCCCGUGCACCGCCACUCCGGCCUGCGCUGCCUCAACCUGACGCGGCCCAUGUCCUUCCAGUCCACGGGCUGUCUGCCGAAUGACACCGUGCCUACUAGGAUAACCUCAUCGACUCCACUGUUUGACAUGUCAGGAGUUUAUGGUAACACCCAGAAGGAGUUGGCUGAUAAAGGCAGGUUGUUCCAACGGGGUCUGCUCAAGUAUGAGGUGGAUGACUCCGGCAGGAUCUGGCCUCCUAGUACCAAGACGCCUGUGGAUCUGUGUCUGUUGAACCAGAAGCCCGUUGAGACGAGGUGUCAUGACGGCCCUAGCAGCGGCAUGAACAGCAUAUUCGGCGUGAACAUGAUGAGCAUCUGGUUCUGGAGAGAGCACAACCGCAUAGCCGAAGAACUGUCCAACAUGAACCCGUGCUGGGACGACGAGAAGACCUUCCACUACGCACGGGACAUCAGCAUCGCCACCUACUUGCAGAUACUUUAUUAUGAGCUCCUGCCUUUGUUGAUGGGCAGGAAGUCACUCAUCAAGGAUGGGGUGAUAUCGUCCACACCGGACCACAGGGAUUUAUACAAUGAGCAGUAUUCGCCGCAAAUGUCCUCCGAGUUCCUAAUGUCUAUGCGAUGGACCCACAAUCUACAAGAAACUAAAAUAAAGUUAAUGGAAGAGAAUGGCAAAGUAGUUGGCGAAUAUCCCAUGGUGAAUCUGACCCUGAGGACAGGGUACCUGGCGCUAGGUAGACAUAUGGAGCAGAUCACUCAAGGGAGCUUCCGACAACCGGGGGCCAAAGCUGAUCAUCUCAUAGAUCCUGAUGUUACGGAACUGGCCCUGGGUCCUCACCAGAGGUCCUCGGACGUGGCCACCAGCGACCUGGCUAAGAACCGUCUCGCUGGCCUCUCCUCAUACACAUCCUAUCUGGAGUUCUGUCGAGGACGGCCCUACAACACCUUCGAGUCAUUGCUCGAAGUUAUGGAUAAUGAAAGAAUAGAGAAGCUCCGCGAGCUAUACGAGUGCGUAGAAGACAUAGACUUGCUCGCCGGCAUGUGGGCGGAGAACCUGGUCCCUGGGGGCUUCGUUCCUCACACGUUCUACUGCCUGGUCUCCGAGCAUCUCGUCAGGAACGUGGUGUCCGACCGACACUGGUACGAGCGGGCGGAGCGGCCACUGGCUUUUAGCGCACAUCAGCUGCGUGAAGUGAGGAAUGCCACGAUGGCGCGUCUCCUGUGUGACAACGGAGACUCCGUCAGAGCUAUCCAACCGAGAGCAUUCGAAAGGAUAGCCCCUGGCAAUGACCUGGUGAGCUGUGACCAAAUCCCGCCGGUGAACCUCGUGGCUUGGAAGGACAGAAGCUGCCACGGACACUACAUGGGGUAUCGACACUAAUAAUAUAGCGAAAUUUUCAUAUAAAAUCCUAUACCGAAUCGCAUUAUUGACGUUAUUGUUUCAAUUAAAUACUAUACUUUAAACAGUGCCUCAGUCUA
Plutella xylostella (diamondback moth) is the source of this 1796-nucleotide messenger RNA. NCBI's taxonomy places the organism in Eukaryota, Metazoa, Arthropoda, Insecta, Lepidoptera, Plutellidae. The record is from RefSeq and is a predicted model, not a curated record.